Ectocarpus sp. CCAP 1310/34 is the source of this 420-nucleotide messenger RNA. The record is from the annotation of a GenBank genome assembly. NCBI's taxonomy places the organism in Eukaryota, Phaeophyceae, Ectocarpales, Ectocarpaceae.
UGGAACGCGCUUGUGCGGAUCAUGUCCUACCUGAACUUCACGAAGGACUUCGGCAUCACCUACGUACGGGGGUCAGGACUAGACCAAAGCGUAUUUGCCGAUGCCAGCUACGCUGACAACGAAGUAGACAGGCGUUCUACGACCGGGCUAGCUAGCGUGAAGGAGGCGUUGUUUGUGCGUGGCGUUCUGUCGUUCAUAGCGCCCGAGACGAGUGGGGCGAAGAUCAAGGUCCUUGAGGACAACAAGGGGGCUCUCGCCUUAAUCGAGAACCCGUUCAGCUCAGCGAGGAGCAAGCACAUCGACGUGCGGUUCCAUUUCAUUCGCGAGCUAUUCAAGUCGGGCAAGAUCACUGCAGAGUAUGUUCCGACUGGAGAGCAGCACGCCGACAUGCUGACCAAGGCCCUUGGCAGAGAGAAGUGA